AUGGGUGUCCGUCCUUUGAUUCGAAGGGCUCGCACGGUCUUUCAACAUAUCGCGUCCGGAGACAGCGAUUCUAUCGAUGAUGAGACUAUUGAGCAACGCAUAGUCCGAGAAAAUCGACGGGAAGCGAAGGGUUCCUGGGAUGGCAGCGUCGAUCCCACAAGAAGCUCCAGCGGCUCGGGGUCAUGGAAUGAGCAGCCAGCGGAAACUGUCCAGCAUGGUGUUCAGGAUGUCGAGGCCGUUACUAUGACUUGGUCGAAAACUACAUUGACCUUCAUUUUUAUCAAUAUUUGGUUUCUUUACUUCGUUAACGCCUUCCAAGCCACAAUUUCCGUCAGCUUGAAUCCUUACGUGACAAGUUCAUUUAAGGCCCAUUCACUUACAGCGGUGCCUACUGCUAUUGGCGAUGCCUUUGCAGCUUCAACCUACCUUCCCAUGGCAAAAAUGAUGGACGUUUGGGGCCGCGCAGAAGGGUUUCUCUUGACGAUUAUUUGCUUAACCAUCGGAUUGGUUCUUAUGGCAGCGUUCUAUUAUGUCGGUUUCUAUGGCUCUGAGUAUGCCAUCGACGUUAUUACGGCAGAUGCAUCGAGUUUGAGAAAUCGGGCCUUUGCAUACGCUUUUACCUCUUCCCCAUAUAUUAUCACGGCAUUCGCAGGGCCAAAAGUCGCGGACAUUUUCUACUACAAUAUUUCCUGGCGCUGGGGAUUUGGCGCUUGGGCAAUAAUCACACCCCUCUUUGCCGCACCCCUAUACAUAAUGCUGAAAUACAAUCUGCAUCAGGCUCAGAAGGAAGGCUAUCGAGUCAAACGACCCAGCGGUCGCACCUUUAUCGAGAGUAUCUGGCAUUGGACUGUUCAGUUUGACUUGUUCGGAAUUAUAGUAUUUACAGCUGGUCUCAUUCUGUUCGAGCUUCCCUUCGAUAUCGCAGACUACGCACCCGAGGGCUGGGCUUCGGGUUAUAUCAUUGCUAUGCUCGUCGUCGGUUUCUCAAUGCUCUUCUUUUUUGCAACCUGGGAGAGGUGGAUUGCACCUGUACCACUUCUUGAAUGGCGAUUGCUCACUGAUCGUACGAUUGUUGGAGCGGUGCUCUUGGAUGCCACCUACCAAUUGUCAAAUUACUGCUGGAGCUACUACCUCACAUCUUGGUUACAGGUCAACAAUGACCUGACGAUAUCUACUGCCAAUAUGGUGAACAACAUCUUCGAUGUGAUUUCUGGUAUUCUUCUAUUGUUCCUUGGCUGGGCUAUCCGUGCAACCGGUCGGUUUAAGUGGUGUCUUUAUAUCGCGAUCCCUCUCUACAUACUUGGGCAAGGUCUGCUUAUCCACUUCCGGCACCCGAACAUGAGUGUUGGUUACCAAGUGAUGUGUCAAAUAUUGCUUGCUAUCGGUGGAUCGAUUUUCAUCCUAGUGGAACAACUAGCUAUCCUAGCUGCAGUUGGCCACCAGCAUGUUGCAACUGCUCUGGCUUUGUUAAACGUCGUCGGUACGAUAGGUGAUUCCACCGGGCUCACCAUCAGUACAGUUAUAUGGCAAAACACAUUCAUGAAAGCCCUUGUACGAUAUCUUCCAGAGUCGGCAAUGCCGAGCCUGAACAAUAUUUAUGAGGAUCUCGUGACACAGACCAGCUACGCAGUCGGAACUCCCACAAGGCUUGCUAUUCAAAAAGCAUACGCCUACUCUGAGCUCAGAUUGCUUGCUGUUGGAUGCGGCAUCAUGGUUCUCGCAAUUCCUUGGACAAUUCUCAUCAAAGACAUUGAUCUAAAGAGGAAGGUCCAGGUUAGGGGAACGGUCUUCUAG
Penicillium manginii is the source of this 1794-nucleotide messenger RNA. RefSeq names its product Major facilitator superfamily domain general substrate transporter. Gene Ontology annotation, biological process: transmembrane transport. The record is from RefSeq and is a predicted model, not a curated record. Bases 1 to 1794 code for a protein of 597 amino acids. The transcript is spliced from 4 exons. NCBI's taxonomy places the organism in Eukaryota, Fungi, Ascomycota, Eurotiomycetes, Eurotiales, Aspergillaceae. Gene Ontology annotation, molecular function: transmembrane transporter activity.